UCUCUCUCAGCUUAUUGUUCUUACUAUUUUCCGUACGCUUUUUCAUACGGAUUCAUGCCCUCACUUUUCUCCUACCCAUCUGAAAACCGAAGCUUCUAGCCCUGUGACGCUCUGAUAUCAGAUUUCUUCUGAGUCUGGGGGCGUACAUGAAAGCUUUUUCAUUCGCCGGGGAGUUUUCGUAAAUAUACGAUUCUCCGGGGGGGUCUGCUCCGACAAUUAGAAUUCUUCCGGGGGGUUUUGUGCAAAAAUAGAAAAACAUGCAGAAAACGAGCCCGACUCGAGCGGACCAGCUCAAAGCUUCCAACUUGUUCACAUUCCCGGAAAAAAUCCGCGACUAUUUGGUCUUCUCCCUGCGAGUGGGCCUCCUCCUCUGCUUCCUCGCGUCGAUAUCACUCGCCAUCUUCUCCGCCUUCUCUCCCAACUCCCAUUGGCUCUCCAUCCCCUCCCGCACCCAAGCCCAACCCGAGUCCAGAACUUCCGGACCCGAACCCGGAUAUGAACGAACUAAUAUCUCCCACAUUCUCUUCGGCAUCGGCGCCUCCAUCGCCACGUGGAGAGAGCGGAGCCGCUCCACCAAUUUAUGGUGGGACCCGAAGUCGACACGCGGCUUCCUCUGGCUCGACGCGAAACCCGAUAACCAAACAAGCAACGUCUCGGGUUCAAUUCCGUACCGGGUCUCGGAGGACUGGACCCGGUUCAAAUACUCGAGUUCGCAAUCCGCGGUUCGUAUCGCCCGGAUUGUGUACGAGAGCUUCAAGCUCCGGGUUCCCAACGUGAGGUGGUUCGUGAUGGGAGACGACGAUACGGUGUUUUUCACUCACAACUUGGUUUCGGUGUUAGCGAGGUACGAUCACAAUCAGAUGUACUACAUUGGAGGGAACUCGGAGAGCGUCGAGCAGGACGUGAUGCACGCGUACGAGAUGGCGUUUGGUGGCGGUGGGUUCGCCAUCAGCUACCAGCUCGCGGGGCGCUUGGUGGAGCGGAUGGACGGCUGUCUGGAGAGGUACUACAAUUUCUACGGCUCUGAUCAGAGGGUGUGGGGCUGCGUGAGCGAGAUGGGUGUGCCGCUCACUAAACUGCGUGGGUUCCACCAGUUUGAUAUCAGAGGGGACGCCUAUGGGAUUUUAGCUGCGCACCCAUUGGCACCACUUGUGUCACUCCACCACCUGGAUGCCUUGAAACCCCUCUUCCCAAACCAGACACAUUUAGACUCAGUCAAAUCUCUUCUCCGUGCAUAUCGGGUCGACCCGGGCCGGAUUCUACAACAAAGUUUCUGCUACGACCACAGGCGUAAAUGGUCAAUGUCCAUUUCUUGGGGCUACACCAUUCAGCUUUACCCAUCAAUGGUGGCAGCCCUGGACCUUCAGACGCCGUUGCGGACGUUUAAGACAUGGCGGAGUUGGAAUGAUGGACCCUUCACAUUCAAUACCCGACCCAUGAGUUCUGUCCUGUGUGAGCAGCCACUCAUUUUUUUCUUGGACCAUGUUAAGGUUAGUAAGAGUGGGCGUACUGUGACUACUUAUAAGAGGUUCGCGGCCAAUGGAGGAGAGCAAUGUGAUAAAGAAGAGUAUAUCCAUGCAAGGGCAAUGCAGAAGAUUAUAGUCUCCUCAAACAAGAUGGACCCUCAAUAUUGGACAAAGGAGGCGGCUCCGCGAAGAGAGUGCUCCGAGAUUAAGAAUCGUGACGGCUUCUGGCAUGUGAAUAUGGAGAUUAGGAUUAGGGCAUGCAGACCCUCUGAAUCUAUUUUUAUGUAGAGGGUUUAGGAUGGCAUGCAGUGCUGUGAGAUUACAAAAUAUUAUAGAGGUUUUUUUCUUUUUGGCCUUUGCAUAUACUACGUACGUACGUACUUAUAGAUCAGUCCAUGAGCUAUAUUAAUAUUGCACUCCUGUAACUAUUCAAGUCUAAUAAUACCAAGGCUUAGAUUAGUCCACACUUUUUAA
Messenger RNA from Prunus dulcis (almond), 1940 nucleotides. RefSeq lists its product as uncharacterized. Gene Ontology annotation, molecular function: acetylglucosaminyltransferase activity. The coding region runs from base 258 to 1754 and encodes 498 amino acids. The transcript is spliced from 3 exons. NCBI's taxonomy places the organism in Eukaryota, Viridiplantae, Streptophyta, Magnoliopsida, Rosales, Rosaceae. The record is from RefSeq and is a predicted model, not a curated record.